Molecule: messenger RNA, 654 nt
Organism: Cokeromyces recurvatus
Lineage: Eukaryota; Fungi; Mucoromycota; Mucoromycetes; Mucorales; Mucoraceae
Exons: 2
Coding region: 1-654 (217 amino acids)
Biological process (GO): regulation of transcription by RNA polymerase II
Cellular component (GO): nucleus
Molecular function (GO): DNA-binding transcription activator activity, RNA polymerase II-specific; RNA polymerase II transcription regulatory region sequence-specific DNA binding
Source: RefSeq, a predicted model, not a curated record
AUGAAUACAUUACCUUUAGUUGAUAAUACGAUAAAUGAACAAAGACUAGUAACAACUGAAGCAAGUCUUGAUCAUCAUCCUUGGGUAAAUACAUCUGAUAUAGAGCCUUCCUUAAAAGAACCAUCAACAAAGGAACUAUGUCCUGUUAAUUAUGAAAUCCUUGCAAACUAUUUAGAUUAUGAACUCUCUCAGAAACAUGAUUUAUUACAACAACAAAAUCAUUAUUAUCCGCCGCAGCAACAAACAACAUUAAUAAGUAAUAACAAACUGCAUGCACAAAAAAUAUUAUUACCAAAGAUUUUACCUUCUACAACUAUUGAAGAGCUUACACAGGUACUUACACUUCCAGAGUCUUAUGAUACGACUCCAUUAUUCUCAUUUACCUUACCUACGAAAAAUAGUACAGCAUUUAAAGAUGAAUAUUAUGAUAAAGAAAGGAUAAUAGCUGAUGAAGAUAAGAGAAAAAGGAAUACAGCCGCAAGCGCAAGAUUUCGAGUCAAAAAGAAACAAAAAGAACAAAUGCUAAAAGGAUUUAUUCGAGAUAUGACAGAAAAAUCAAGUAAUCUUGAAAGCCACAUUCAUAAACUAGAAUAUGAAAUUAAGUUUUUACGUGAUCGUUUAAUAGAUAAACAUAAUAUUCCAUGUAGUAAAUAA